This is a messenger RNA of Alternaria arbusti, 1005 nucleotides long. RefSeq lists its product as uncharacterized. NCBI's taxonomy places the organism in Eukaryota, Fungi, Ascomycota, Dothideomycetes, Pleosporales, Pleosporaceae. The coding region runs from base 1 to 1005 and encodes 334 amino acids. The record is from RefSeq and is a predicted model, not a curated record. The transcript has 2 exons. Gene Ontology annotation, molecular function: oxidoreductase activity, acting on the CH-OH group of donors, NAD or NADP as acceptor; NADP binding.
AUGUCUACACAACAGCCUCUCCGCCUGGGAUGGAUAGGCCUAGGAUCCAUGGGUCUAGCCAUGGCAAUCAACAUACAGAAACAUCUGUCACAGAACAAUCUACCACCACUGAAGUACUGGAACCGAACUCUCUCACGAGGUGACAGCCUGAAAGACAUCGGAGGCACGCCCUGUUCGGGGGUCACAGAAUUGGUUCAAAACUGCGAUGUGAUAUUCGUUUCCGUAAGCGACGACAGAGCCGACAAAAUCAUCACAUCCACCAUCUUGUCCUGCAUCCUAUCCAGCGACCUAUCCAAGAGCCCCCUAACCACCAAGACCAUAAUCGACACAACAACCGUCCACCCCUCCACCACAUCAAUGAAUGCCGCCCACUGCACCUCCACAGGCGCAUACUACAUCGCGGCCCCCGUCUUCGGCGCCACACCCCUCGCCCAAGCCGGACGACUCCUAAUCGCCGUUGCGGGCCCCCCAUCUGCCAUCACCCCCAUCCUGCCUUUCCUGGAGAACGUGAUCGCACGCGCGGUGAUCAGAGUGGGUGAAGAACCAUCACAGGCGCUAUUACUAAAAACAACAAGCAAUUUCAUAACCGCAGGUCUCAUGCUGCUCCUUAGUGAAGCCCACGUUCUAGCUGAAAAAACCGGGCUGCCUGCUUCUGUCCUCGAAACCCUGAUUGGAGAAAACUUCGGUGGCUACGCACAUGGCGUUUCGAAACGGUUGACGAGUGGGAGUUACUUUCCGCCGGAAGGCCAGGCACCUUCUUCGGGGUUGGAGCUGGGGAUUAAGGAUGUGGGUCAUGGGGUUAGUCUUGCGAGGGAGAACGGGAUGAGGUUGGGGAUCGGAGAGAUGUAUCUUGAGGCUGCGGAGGAGGCGAGGGUUUAUGGGGAGGAGAGGGGGAGGAGGUGCGAUAGUAGUGCUGUUUUUGGGACUGUGAGAAGGAGAGCUGGUUUGGAGUUCGAGACUGAAGUGGUUAGGGAGAGGGAUGCUAACGCAAAGGAGAGAGAUUAA